UCCGGAAGGUACGGAAGCCGAAGUCGGACAGUCUGUGUGUUAACAAUUUGACGCAUGAAAAUGGCUGCUGCGGAAGAGUGUAGUGAAAUUCAAAAUACGGACUUGGAUUCACAGAAAGUUCCUGAAAUGCUGGAUCGCGGGUGGAAAAUAUUUGAAGAAGUGGACAACACCAACCAGCCGACCGGAUCAAACUCGGUCCAGGUUAAAGUUAAGCGUGGGAUGCAGCUGUUGGAAGAGGUAACACGCAUGGUAGCCCAACUGGACUUGUUCAGUCGAAAUGAAGAACUGGAGGAAAUUGCAACCACCGAUCUCAAGUAUUUGAUGUUACCUGCUCUUCUCGGGGCCCUUACAAUGAAACAAGUCAAUCUAGCGAAACGCCUGGAGCAAGUGCAGCAAGCAAAGGUUUAUUUUUUAGAUUUCUUGAGAAGGUGCAAAGACUACAAUAUCAUGAAGUUUGAACUACCCAAAACAAACGAUAAUUCUGCAGACUCAUUGGAAGAAGCGGGAAAAGGACCAAUAGCAGCACCUACAACACAGCCUCCGAAUUUGAUUGCCAUGGCAACACAGAGACAGGCUAAAAUCGAAAGAUAUAAACAAAAGAAAGAAGCAGAAGCCAAAUUGUCAGAGAUCAAGUCUGCAGUGGAGAGCGGUCAUGCGGAUGAUGAAAUGCUUCGCGACUUCUACAUCCUCAGUCUGCGGAAAUGGAUAACCAUUGCAUUGGAGGAAAUCGAAAGCAUCGACCAGGAAAUCGAGAUUCUGAAGCAAAUGGAUUUUCUGAAACAAGAAAAAGUUCCACGAGGAAUGGGUACAGCAGAACCAUUACAGUCCCAUCAGAGACCUCCCAUGAAACCCUUCAUCCUGACUAAAGAUGCUGUUCAAGCUAGAGUCUUCGGUGCGGGCUAUCCCAGCCUACCCACGAUGACCGUUAAUGACUGGUAUGAACAGCACAGGAAACAUGGAGUUCUUCCGGAUCAGGGUAUUCCACGCAGCGCAGCUGAUAUUGACAGUGAAGAGCGAGAGAAAGAGGAGAAAGAACGACAGAUAGAGAAUGAUGAUGAAGAGGCCUUGCAGAAGGCUCGGGACUGGGACAACUGGAAAGACACGCAUCGUAGAGGAUACGGGAAUCGCAAAAACAUGGGCUGAUUCAGCUGCAGCCAAAAUCCGCAGUGGCAAGCUAUAAGUGAUUUGUUGAACCAAUUAAUAAACUAUUUAAAAUACUUAAUUGGGAAACUUAUAUUUGCCCAUGGUGAGGUGGGCAAGCAGCCGGAAUGGAAGGUGCUGCCAAACCUUCAAUUUGUAUUAUCGUGGCCGCUCAAACUACAGUUACCUUUUAACGGAAUCUGAUCAUUGGCCAGCUGUUUAGAAUUUGCCAUUUGCUUUUCUGGGGCUAUAAGAGACACAUUUGGCAAAUACUUUUAUUUGCAUGUCCAUGGAAAUGAUAGUCUAGUGAUAUUUAUCGUUCUUGUGUUGAAGUAGCACCACCAAUAUGCAUUUGUGAGUUGUUCUUGAAACUGAAUCUUGCAGUGCCACGUAGAACAACUUUUUCGGUAUGCCAGAAGAUAGUAUUAUUAUUCGUUAGAGAGAAAUUGAAAUCUAUUUAUCUGCAUACGCACUUGCAACAAUGGUCGAAAUUGUAACAAUACCACUACGUGAUCUAGAUAUCCAGAUAUUUUUUGAAAUCUGUUUUUAUAUAGCUGUUCAUCUGAGUAGCUUAAGUUGCAUAUUAGAAGUGGCUAUUUUCACACUGUCCUUGAAGGAAAGGCCAAUUUGAAUGUCAUGCUUACAGUGGGGUUAUGAAAGUCUGAGCCUGUCCAAUUAAAACGAAAAUUUUAAAAAAAUUAUACAAAUACAUCUUUUAAAAUGUGAAACCUCACCAACUGUUGUGAAUGCCUGAUCUUGUUCAUUACCAAUAAGUAAAUAAUUCAGUGAAAAAACGUGGUGAACUACAAUUUAAAAAAAUAUAUGAAUGUCCAGUAAAUUUUUAGCAUUACUUAUGUGAAUGCUUUGUGGAAGGUUUUAGCAAGAAAAGCUUUCCUUAUGUGAUAAACCUGAAAUCUGCAAUCUGGGUUCUAAUUACUGUAUGAAAUAUAAUUUUGUAUGUGGACUGUUUCCUUUUGCUGAAACAUGCUAUUUAGUUUCUUUUUCCUAUUACAUAUUUUGGUUAUUUGUAUUUACAUUGUUUCUUGGAAUAAAAGGGUAACUGUUACUUAAGAUUUAAGCAAAGCCA
Brienomyrus brachyistius is the source of this 2227-nucleotide messenger RNA. RefSeq names its product immunoglobulin (CD79A) binding protein 1 (gene igbp1). Gene Ontology annotation, cellular component: cytosol. NCBI's taxonomy places the organism in Eukaryota, Metazoa, Chordata, Actinopteri, Osteoglossiformes, Mormyridae. The record is from RefSeq and is a predicted model, not a curated record. The transcript is spliced from 6 exons. Gene Ontology annotation, molecular function: protein phosphatase 2A binding. The coding region runs from base 55 to 1143 and encodes 362 amino acids. Gene Ontology annotation, biological process: regulation of signal transduction; regulation of dephosphorylation.